Molecule: messenger RNA, 3617 nt
Organism: Beta vulgaris subsp. vulgaris (sugar beet)
Lineage: Eukaryota; Viridiplantae; Streptophyta; Magnoliopsida; Caryophyllales; Amaranthaceae
Product: pentatricopeptide repeat-containing protein At1g76280
Exons: 15
Coding region: 380-2884 (834 amino acids)
Molecular function (GO): protein binding
Source: RefSeq, a predicted model, not a curated record
CCUCAGACAACCUUUUUUUUUUCUAAGCCUCCUCAUUUCUUUUCCCCCACAACCCAACAAAGCCAAAACCCUAACUAGUAAGUAGUAACUCCCUAGCAACGAGCCAAAGCCAGAUCUGACCAUCGACGGCCCACGGCCAGUCGGCCACCGUGACGGCGUGACACCGUCUCUUCCGUCUUCCCCACCGCGACGGCGAACCAGCCGGCAGCAAGCCAGCAACCUUUCCGAAUUCCGGCCGCUUGAAAAUUGAAAGCAGGUAAAUCAUUCUAUAUUUUUGUUCGCUAAUGUGGAAUAUGAAGAUACUUGGCUCAUCAAAGCUUCACUGCUCAUUGCUGGGGAUACUGCUUAACUAAAUCGUUUGGGAUUAGUGUAUUUAGGAAUGUAUAGGAUGAUAUUAAAGUGGCCUCGCCGGUCGGUUGCAGAUGUAUUUUUUGGAUCCUCAAGGCCGAAAAGGUUAUUGCAGGGGAAGAAAAAUGGACUCUUUUUGGCGGAAUCAUUCCAAACUAUUGCUGGUUUAAAAGAUCCAGUCACUUUUGGCUACAGAGGAGACACAACAACCAAUUUCUUGGGUCUUGGAGUUGUUAAUGCUCUUCAAUCAGGUUGCAGAAGCCAAGCUUCUGAUAUGCUUUCUGAAGCUGGUUCUGCAGGCCAUGCACUUAAUGCUGAAGAUGUUGUCUACAUUCUUGAAUACUGUGCAAGUUCACCAGAUCCAUUGUUUGUGAUGGAAGCUUGGAGAGUCCUGGAAGGAAACAAGAUUGCUUUGAGCUGGAAAUGCUAUAUUCUUAUUGCUCGUGCUCUUUGUAAUGGUGGUUACUUGGAAGAGGCACUUCAUCUGGUGAACUUUAUCGGAGAAAAUAAUCGCAUCAGUUUUAUUCUCCCUCUGUACAAUAAUUUACUGUCAUCUUGUGUGAAAAUGAAAGACGUGAUGCUUUUUCAUCAGUGCUUGGAUAUGAUGGAGCACCAAAAUCUGGGGAAGAAUGAAGUUACAUAUUCAGCACUGCUGAAGCUUGCAGUUUGGCAGAAAAAUUUGUCUGCUGUGCAUGAAAUUUGGAGAGAGCACUGCAAGCAUUAUAAUGUGAAUAUUAUUUCAUUGAGGAAGUUCAUAUGGUCUUUUACGCGGCUGAGGGACUUGGAAUCUGCUUAUAGAACAUUGCAAUGUAUGAUUGUUUUAGCGUUUAAAGAAGGCAUUUUUUUGCGUAGAACCAGAGAGGGGAAGAUCUUUUGUCCACAGCUGGACAUUCCCAUUCCUUCAUGCAGUGUAAUGAGUUCCGCAGGAUUUGAUCUGCAGAAGGACCAAAAUGUCAGUCUUGCCGCUUUUGGUGUUGAAGGAAUGAUUAUGAACUCAAGUAAGGGUAUGCAAUGUAGUCCCUUCUGUCCAGACGAUAACGUGGACACCUCCACUGGGAUAAAAAUGCUUGAGGAUCACAAAAGAGGGCCCAUCAAGAAGAUCUUGAGGUGGUCUUUUAAUGAUGUCAUACAUGCAUGUGGGCAGUGUCCAAAUGAUAAGCUAGCUGAGCAAUUAAUCGUGCAGAUGGAAAAUCUUGGGCUGGAACCAUCACCCCACACUUAUGACGGUUUGGUUAAAGCAGUUGUUUCACACAGAGGAAUUGAUGAUACCAUGGAACUACUAAAGGUAAUGCAAAGUAAAAAUUUGAAGCCAUAUGAUUCCACUCUUUCAACUCUUUCAAUAUGCUGCAGCAAAGCUUUGCACUUGGAUUUAGCUGAAGCCUUACUCAAUCAAAUCUCUGCAAGUCCUUAUGCUCGUCCAUACAAUGCUUUCUUUGAAGCAUGUGAUAUGAUGGAUCAACCUGAACGGGCUGUCAAAAUGUUUGCUAAGAUGAAAGAAAGGAAAAUUAAGCCAGAUAUCACGACAUAUGAACUACUAUUUUCGUUGUUUGGGAAUGUCAAUGCCCCAUAUGAAGAAGGUAACUUAUUAUCACAUGCAGAUGUUAUUAAGAGGAUUGACACCAUAGAAAUGGAUAUGCUCCGUAAUGAGAUUCAUCACAGUCAGCGGUCAAUAAAUAACUUGUUGAAAGCUCUUGGAUUAGAAGGGAUGGUCCAGGAGCUGUUAAAGUAUUUGCGCCGUGCAGAAAGCCAGUUCUCUGUCAGCAAUUUUCUUGAAACAGAUAUCUAUAAUACAGUAUUGCAUUCACUUGUCCAGGCUAAAGAGAACCACAAGACAGCUGACAUGUUCAGAAAUAUGAAGCUACACAGGAUCAGGCCUGAUGCCGCAACUUACAAUAUUAUGAUUGAUUGCUGCUCAAAUAUAAGAUGUUUCAAGUCUGCAUGUGCAUUGGUUUCAAUGAUGCUUCGUGAUGGCUUUUCUCCCCAGACGUUAACUUAUACUGCACUUAUAAAGAUUCUCUUGGAAUAUGAUGCAUUUGAUGACGCUUUGGAUCUUCUAGAUCAAGCUAUCUUGGAAGGAUGUGAACCUGAUGUAUUACUAUUCAACACCAUUCUUCGGAAAGCCAGUGUACGGGGAAGGAUUGAUGUUCUCGAGACAGUGAUUCAGGGGAUGCAUUGGGAGAAGAUCAAACCAGAUCCAUCAACUUGUAGCUAUGUGUUUAGUGCGUAUGUUGAUUGCGAAUAUUUUGGCACAGCAGUAGAAGCCUUGCAGGUCUUGAGCAUGCGUAUGAUCUCCUUAGAUCAGGACACUGUUGAGGAUUUCAGGAAGGAAUUUGAGGAUCUCAUUUAUGCUGAAGAACAAGAAGCUGAGACACGUAUAGUACAGAUUUUCAGAGAUUCCGUGAACCUCGGUGCCGCCCUUCUCAAUUUAAGAUGGUGUUCCCUUGUAGGGUCCUCUAUUUCAUGGAUGCCUGAUCAGAGUUUGUGGGCCAUAAGACUUGCAAGCGCUCCUGCUGCCCAAUCAACAGUUGUCAAGUGAAUCAGCACAUGAAGUUUGAUUGAUGCUUAGUGAUGGAGCUUUCUGCCAAUGGGUCACUUAAACCAUGAAACAUGUUGAAGCCUCUUCCUUGAUACCCUGUGAAAUCGGUAAGCACACAUUGCAGGUGAAAGUGAUACCGCCAAAUCGUUGGUUCUUUUACUUGUGCAAACUGUAUCUAUAUCCGGAGUUCCUUCUCAAUUUUGUACUGUUCACUAGGGGAUGUAGUUUACUGGAAGAUAUUCUUUUCAUGACAAAGAAUAAGGAGAACUGAUCUUGUCAUUUAGCCUCCAAGUCAUAGUCAUGGUUUUUCAACGAUGACGACAACAACGUGACAAUUGAUUCAAUUGAUUCAGAAAGUGAAUUUUGGCGAUUAAAUCAGAACAUAGAUGAGCUGUAAUUCUCGUUUCUGGCUUAAAUGUUUUUUUAGUUGGUAAAGGCAAUUGUUUGCUUGUGUAUCGAUGAUCUCUUAAUUUUGGAAUAUAUGGCCUGCUAAUUCUGGCCUAUAUUGGCUUUCUGGUCUUUUUAUACGAUGUAUUAAGUUAUAUGUUCUAAUUGCUAGCUGUUGUGAGCUUUGGUUGCCAGCUUAGUUCAACCCUCUUUCAUUUAGUUAAGUUUGUUACCAGGUUCCAAGUUAGUUAUUUUGGUGGUUAGGCAUCGACUGUAUAUAAUCUUCUUUGUAACCUUUGUAUAAUUCAGUUUUUGGAGAAAUAAAAUUAGUUUUCUUCUUUCUUCA